UCUCUAAAUGCAUCAUUCUUGCAGAGGGGCUCAUAUGUUCACUAUGCUGCUGCCUGUGCUACUGCUGCUGCUCAGCAGCACCCAAGCCACUCACUUUUUUGGCACAGUGAUGACCUACUAUCCAAAACAGACUAAUGUAGAUGGAUCCAUGCAGGUUUUUUUACGUUACAAGCUGAGCUUCCGCCGGUGCACAGAUGCUGACACAUGGACCUGCUCUGGUUCUUGUGGCAUCCUGGCUCCCACUUUAGAAAAGGUUGAUGAAGAAUCUGGUGGAGAAUGGUGUCAGCGAGAGGGAAUACUGACUCCUGUUAUUUCCCCAAGGUCUUCAACAGAGUUUGUGUUGGCCGGUGGUAACUGGAUAAGUUCCAUUAAAAAUGGCAUUGUCUCUUGGAGAGCUUUGACUGGUGUGGAGUUGAGGAAUCGAUCUGACACCGGGAAAGCAAACAUUUCCCCUCAGAGUACCAUCCUGCCAUCUGUGAGAGUUCCUUCAAACUGUCAACGGGAUUUCAACUUGUUGGCAUUUGACCCCGAUGGAGACAUCAUAAAAUGCAGAUAUGGAUCUGAUUCAUUGUCUGAGUGUAACCCCUGUACACCACCAUCUGUUCUAAGCCUGUCACCAUCUUGUACUCUCACCUUCAACCGAACCAGUAAUAUCAACCAAGGUCCAUAUGCUGUGCAGAUGGUAAUGGAGGACUUUCCCUUGCAAAAUAUUACAUUGACUAAUGUCGAUGGCGUUCAAGAAAACAAAACACCUAGUCAAGCAAUCAGCAAAAUACCCUUCCAGUUUGUUUUACAUGUGGAUCCUGUUGUACCAACAUGCACAGAAGGAUUAUUUCUUCCAAAGUUUCUACCUCCAACUCCGGCAAAUAAAGCUAAGUUGUUUGCAGGAGUGAACCAAGUAUUGGAAAUAAACAUCAUUGCAGAGGCCAAAAAUACCACAAUCUCUGAGCUCCUGUUCAGCGGUCCAUCCAGUGUAGUCAAGAGUUCAUCCGGAUCAGGAAACUUCAAGCUGAGAUGGACGCCAUCGCCCAAUGAAGAAGGAGAACACCAUCCUAUCUGUUUUGUUGUCCAGUCAACAUUAAAUUCAUUCAAGUAUCACUCUGAGCUUCGAUGCGUCAUAGUGCAUGUUGUGACUAGUGUUGUGGCUAGAGUGAACAUGAAGGUUUUCUCCUCAUUGCCAUCUUUUGGAGGCACGGUUAAUGGUGCCCUCCUUCUGCAGAUUAAAGAGGAGCUAACAAGGAUGGGACUGCCUCAAGACACCAUUCUGCAUGUGCUGAAGGAAAACAGCAUGAUUGUCAACGCUACGGCCACACCUGUUACCUAAUCAUGAAGGAAUAAGACCUGUACAGGAGCUUUAAUGUUGCAGCCUACAGGUGAUUCAUCUUUACAGUGACUACAAUCUAAUCCACACUUUGGGUAUUUAGCCAUUUUAAGCCCCAUUGUUGCAUGUUUAUUAUUUGAUAUUUUACCCAUGUUUGCAUCUAUUCUUUUCUAUUCAAAUCAUUAUUGUUUUACAUUUGUAAAUUUGCAUUUGCAAAUAUCUUUUUCUAAUGCAAUAGAUUCCAAUAA
This is a messenger RNA of Cyprinodon variegatus (sheepshead minnow), 1569 nucleotides long. RefSeq lists its product as uncharacterized. Lineage: Eukaryota; Metazoa; Chordata; Actinopteri; Cyprinodontiformes; Cyprinodontidae. The record is from RefSeq and is a predicted model, not a curated record. The transcript has 11 exons. The coding region runs from base 8 to 1324 and encodes 438 amino acids.